Quercus robur (English oak) is the source of this 879-nucleotide messenger RNA. RefSeq lists its product as uncharacterized. The transcript has 3 exons. The coding region runs from base 1 to 879 and encodes 292 amino acids. Lineage: Eukaryota; Viridiplantae; Streptophyta; Magnoliopsida; Fagales; Fagaceae. The record is from RefSeq and is a predicted model, not a curated record.
AUGGCCGACAAGUUGGUUACGUCAGUUGUAAAGUGCUUGGCUUCCUCCACAGGGGCCUCGGGUUCAACAGGGUUCUCAGGGUUGACCCAUGUUGCUAGUAGAGGCGCAGAUAGAGUAGAGGCAAGGGCUGGUUACUCUUUUGAGACUUUUAUGAAGCAGAAUCCCCCUUCCUUUGAUGGGAAGCUAGAUCCUACAGAAGUUGAGAACUGGUUCUUGCAAAUGGAGAAACUGUUAGAAGCUUUAGAUUGCACUGACUCUCAGAAGGGAACGGACACUAAGAGAAAUCCCAUCACUUGGAAGAAAUUUAAAGGGGUUUUCUAUGAUAACUACUUCCUUGAGGUGGUUCGGGAACAAAAAGAAAAGGAAUUUGCUGAUUUGGUGCAAGGAAAUAUGACUGUUGAGCAGUAUGCAGCUAAAUUCAAUGAUUUAUCUCACUUUGGACCCCACUUAAUCCUUACUGAGGCAAAGAAAGCAAGCAGAUUUCAAAUGGGGUUGAAUGAGAGACUUCGACACCAUCUGAUUGUAUCAAGGGUUGAUAAUUUUGCAAAGUUAGUUAAGAGAGCUAUGAGACUAGAGGAAAAUUUCAAGAAUAAUGUUAGGAAGGAGAACCCACCUAGAAACACUAGACAGUUAGGCUUUCAACAAGGUAGUGCUCGAGGUCAUUGGAACAAGAAAGGAUCUUUUGGGAGGUUUGGGAGUAAUUCAUCAUCAAAUAAGCUAGAAAAUAAGAAUCCACCCCAGAAUGCUCAAGGUAGAAGUUCGAAUGCUUGCCCUACAUGUGAAAGGUUUCAUGGAGAUAAGUCGUGUUUCUUUGAAGGAAAGGCUUUUUAUAAUUGUGGGAAGACAUUACACUUAGCUAGAAGCUGUACAUCUCCUUAA